AUGAAAGUUAAAACAACUUACACUAAAAAAACAUGUUGUAAAAAUUGUCAUGAACGUAAUAAAAAGUCCAAUGCCCAUCUUGAAAUCACAAGACUUACACAAGAAUUAGAAGAACAAUGA
This is a messenger RNA of Cetraspora pellucida, 120 nucleotides long. The record is from the annotation of a GenBank genome assembly. Lineage: Eukaryota; Fungi; Glomeromycota; Glomeromycetes; Diversisporales; Gigasporaceae.